CAGCAUCACUGCAAUCUACCGUCCGCGUGAUGACGCAAAAACCCCGCGCCAUCAUGGAUGCGCACGCCGGAUGGUCAAAGGGAUGCGUGCCCGCCUAUACAGAAUCGGUAACAAAAAACUACAGAUUUCAAAUUAGGUUGGACACCAUACGACCGUAGCCAUCCGUAUCACAUCUUCACGGAACUGAACAGCUAUGGAUGAAUUACUUAUUUUAAUUGUUUCCAAAGGAACUCUCUGACGAGAAGAAAUGUCUGGGUAAAGUUCAGAUACACUCGGUUAUAUAUAUGAUUGUCUUUGCCUGCGCAAUAAUUAGACUUUGAGAAGAGACUGAAACAAUCAUUCACCUGGACAAACCUGAGAGUUCAAUUCAAGCUUAUUUUACACCUGUGACCUGAUACUGGUCCGAUUUUGGAUGAGGAGAGUAUAUGCCAAAUUGAUAUAAAUAAAAUAAUUCGUAUGGUUGAAUUAAAAUCAAACGAAUGAUGACAAUUAAAACACUAUUGAAACUGUAGGUAAAUUCAACCGUGGAACUGUUUCAAACCGAAUUCAUCAUGCGAAUAUUUUAAAGACAAGGUAGGAGUUAAGGAAUACUGUGUCGGCUACUAGGUUUAUAAUAAGGUUUUUGUCGGGAUGAUGCGACUGCUAAACUACCUCUUGCUUGGCUACCUGACCUGGAAUCUACGGAUAUCAGACGCACAAGGGGAGUACUGCCAUGGGUGGCUGGACAGUAAUGGAAAUUACCACGAAGGCUUUCAGUGUCCGGAGGACUUUGACACCAUGGACGCGACCGUGUGCUGCGGGUCUUGCUCCCUGCGGUACUGUUGCGCGGCUGUGGACGCACGGCUGGACCAGGGAAGCUGUACCAACGACCGAGAACUGAAUAACACGGAGUUUGCAGCGCAGCCGAUCUACGUGCCCUUCCUGAUGGUGGGCUCCAUCUUUGUGGCCUUUGUGGUGGUGGGCUCCCUGGUUGCCGUCUACUGCUGCACCUGCCUGCGGCCCAAACAGCCUACCCAGCAGGCUCUCCGCUUCUCACUGCGCAACUGCCAGGGCGAGACCAUCCCCAUGAUCCUGACCACUGCGCCAGCCAGCCUGCGCACCCCCUCGCGCCAGUCCAGCACGGCCACCAGUUCCAGCUCAGCUGGCGGGAGCAGCUCGGUGCGCCGCUUCUCCCUUGGAGGUCAGGGGCAGCAGCACGGGUGCUUGGUGUCAGCGUCUGCACCAAGCACCCGUGUCUUCACCUCUCCCUCCACACCCCAGCCGCUACUCCCACCACCCCCUCCACCCCCCUACACCUCCCCUGCAGCCUGCAUGCCAGGCGGACGCCAGCACCCUCACUCCCAUGCCCAGCUGCAGCUGCACCAGCCCAUGCACCCACACCAACAGCCUCACCUGGCCCAGGGCACGGGCUUCCUGCUGCCCCAGCAGUACUUCUUCCCCCUACAGCCGGAGCCCUUCUCCGGGGCUAAGGGCUUUGCAGACUUUGGACAGAGCUGACGGGGCUUCCUUGGCAAUGAGGAGGUGGAUUACAGGAGCACACUGUGGGACACACUGUGGGACGUGAGUAGGGUCAUGUUCAUUAAGCACAAAACAGAAGAAAAACAGACUAAGACAACAGGAAGGGACUACCUGAACCUGCCCAGUAUGAGUUUGUUUUAAAUCAGUGAACUGUACUGAACAUGACCCUGGUGUGUUUUGUGGACAGACACACAGUCAUCGGCUACCGGGAGGACUGCCCUGACAUGCACUGCAGUAGGCCUGUUGAAUGGGGACUGGGAGACAGGAGGCUGUGUUCAAGAUAAACCACAAGAAAGAUUCCUAGUCGAGCAGAGUACAUGAGAGUAUUGUCUCUCUAAAUUACAGGAAUGGACUUCUGCUUAGGACAGACAGGACUGUUUAUUGGUCAAUAUUGUUUUCAAUGUUAUGCACUUUUUUAUAUAUACAUUUCUAUUGUAAACAAUAUUCUGUCUUCCCUUUCUCUUUUAUACACAAUUUGGUUAAAUGGUGAUGUUAAAUUGUCACAACUUUUGUGGCAGCAACAUUAUUAAGAAGUGUUCUAGACAUUUUGUUGCGAGCUGCAGGACAUUUAAUCAAAUUAUCAUUUUGACAAUUGCAAAUCCCUAAAAGAGGGGAAGGACUGACACCAAGUUGUGCAGUAGGGUGAACAAAGCCAAAUGAUGUACUGUGUGUACAGUGCUCACUGGCUGGUUUGUUUUUAUUUAAUGAUAUUAGUCAACACCAGUAUCUAAUUAGUAUUCUAAUGACUAAUUCUAUGAUUGUGAGUACUCGUCAUGCAACGCUACAACUAGAAGUACAUUUAAAAAAUAUAAAACACUCAAUAGUUGGUCAGUAUUUUCGAAAAUUAAACCUACUCUUUAAUAAUCCAAGAUUGAAUGGUUGAGAAUUGCUUAAUUGCUCACUUACGGAUACAUUUUGUACUAACUGUUGAAUAUGGCAACUGUUUUCUUUAUGCUGUUACUCACAAUCCUGAGUUUGUGUUUCACCUUUUAGCCUGCAUAUUUGGUUUAUUAAUGUACUACUUAUUAUACUGAAGAGAGGGGAUGCAAAGAUAUUCACAAACAUGGAUGACACAUUGAACCUUAAAUACAGAGACUCUACAAGCCAAAAUGUUGUCUUUACAGACAGCGGAGUCCCCCUUUUUCUCCAGCCUCAGACAUAUAGGCAACUGAAACGGUUCAUAAAGGCUACCUGUCAAUCAAUCUUCACAUGAGGAAUGUGGCAACGAGAUCAGUCAUUGUCAAUGCUCAAUGAGACUGUCAUGGCCACAGUGUUCAAAACAACUGGUCCCAGAAAUAGGGAAGAGUUUUGGGUUGGAUGAGCAGGUAUGGCAAGAAUCCAAAGACUUCUCUGUACCCUAGUCAUUUAAGUGUGAAAUAAACUUGGCAAUCACUGACCUAUUACGGCAGAUUAGAUACAAUAGAUCAUAUAGUGGAUCAUGUUUGGCGCUAGACGGAGUCUUCCGAACAAAGGAAAAAUUACAGCAAUUCCCAGAGAUGACUGCCACGACAAUCUUUGGCUAUUGCUGUCCUUUUGUCUUUUUUGGAAGGCUCAAAAUCUACAAUGUUUACCCAGACAAGCAUCCUGUUCCAAUAGAAACCUUUGGUAGCACAUGUAUACUACUCCUUGGAGCUCUUUGUGCUAAAGUUGCGCAGAUGUCAACACAAUUGAUUUUCUAUACAUUUGGUUAUGCUUGGACACUUCUGGUUUUUAAAAACACAUGAAAAGGUCAUCGUCUUUCAGAUACUGUCUUCUAGAUGGUCCUGUGUAAUACUGCUCUAAAUCUAUUUAGAACGCAAAGAAAAUACCUCACAGAUUGAAUUGUUUUUUUAAAGUUAUAUUGACAGUAAUCCAAGGACUCUUGUAUGAAUACUCUAGCAAGGGUAGACCUAGUCAGGAAAAUAUGUAUUUCAUGAACUAACGACUAAAGAGAAACCAUCUAGGUUGGUUUUGUGACAUUGCGUCAAUAACAGAGACAAAUGAUUGUAAUUAUAACGAAAAGGAUAUUCGACCACACGGCCCCACAGUAAACCUCAGAUCACCAGUCACCAGGGAGUACAACGUGACCAUAAUGACGACAUUUCUUUGUUUGUCACGCAUGGAAGGGAACUAUGUUUUCCGUCUCCCCUGCCUUUUCCUGUUUAGGUUCUCAUUGGUCUGCAGGUCCUGUUUGCUACCACACACACAGGCAUAUGAUUCGAUGGGGAAAACAGCUAGCUGCCUCCCCUCAUUUUGGACGUUUACAAAGUCCGAAAUGAGGGAUGGCACCUUAUUCCCUACAAAGUGCCCUACUUCCGACCAUAGUAGUACACUGUAUACAGGGUGCCGUUUGAGAUGCAGCAUAGAUAUUGUGAUCGUGGAAUAUUACAUUUCUAUGACGGUAGGUCAGAGAGGAUGACAAAGGUUGGUUUCCUUGUUUGUGAAGAUUAUUUUAGUAGAAGUCCUUCAUGGCAAGGGAAAGGGAAAGGAGGGAGACCUAAUCAGUUGUCCAACUGUAUUUCAGUAUUCAACUGAAAUGUGUCUUCUGCAUUUAACCCCAACCUUAAUCGAUAUCCAAGACAUAACACGUACGUUUGCAGUCCCAACAUGCAGAACAAUCAUUAAAUGAAAGACGUAAAAAUAAACAACAAUCAAACAAAUUGAAAAGUGCAUUUUUUUCCUGUAGUGACCAACACUUGAGGGAGAAUCAAAGUAGCACAAUAAACCAAAGAAAGUUUUCUUUUUUACAUUUAUGCAGCCCACAACUAUCACAGACAACCGUUUUGGAAAAAGCAACAGUCCAAGCUUUCCACGACAAAUUUCACAUCAGAAGAACCACAUUCAGCAUUUUGGAAUUAUGACAGCAGUUCAUAACUAAUCAAUCGAAGCACGAAAGUAUAGCAUAACAAAUACAUUUUUACUGAUACCCUCACUAAAACCAUGAAAAACCACAAAAAACAGUUAUUGUAAAGAAGAGGUACAAUGCACCAGAUAAACAAAAAGUUACAAACAUGUACACCCAGAGAAAUUACAAUAACCAGAUAAUACCAAAAUAUCCACUAUUGGAAAGGUAACAUUGUGCAUUGUUCAACAUCUCCUGUCAAGCGAGAGACUUAGCGUCAGGGCCCAGGACCACCGCGGCUGAGGUCUGGCCACACAGAGAGCCAUGCAGCUGUACACCAUCAUUAUACCUGGAGUCGUGUAGACAGACAAGAGGAGCAAGAAGCACCAUACACACACACGGACAACUAUGUAUUGCACUCUCAGUCAUUCAGUCAGUCACCCACCCAUACAGAUCCUCAAACACACACUCAAAUAAUGCAAAGUAAGACCUGAGGUUCCAAGGGCUCCCAGUCUCACAUUAAGGACACAGACAUAUGCGUACGUAUGAAGUUAUCCAGAGUAGAAGAUGCACAUGCAGACGACAGAUCACACACACACACGACAGAUCACACACACACACACGCAGACGACAGAUCACACACACACACACACACACACACACACAGAUCACACACACACACACACACACACACACACACACACACACACACACACACACACACACACACACACACACACACACACACACACACACACACGAAGACGACAGAUCACACACACGCACAAGCACACAGGAAACUGAUCUCCCAUAGGGAGAAGAGAACAAACAUACAGUCAAAUAACAAAUAAACCAAGCAGUUAUUAGAACAAUAUUAAUAACAACAAGACAUUUAAGAAAGAUAUUUCUCAUCAUUCUAUUACUCUAGCAUUCUUUUGUUUGUAAAAAAAAAAGAGACAAAAAUUCAUUACAAAGCCGGUCAAUGCAAAAUUCAUACUUCUCCAAUAUAAAAAUACAAAUUCACAUAAUAACUAGAGACAAAGUAGUUUUGAUACUGUGUGGAGUUUUCUUGCAAAUGUUCUCUCUCUCUUAAGCUAAUGGCACUUAUGUUGGAAGGACAAGCUCUCCAUUCCGAGGGAAUAUAAGAUUGUGAAAGAAAAGUUGCCACAUACGGAAAUUCAACAGGAUCGUCAUUCAGCCA
Oncorhynchus keta (chum salmon) is the source of this 5540-nucleotide messenger RNA. RefSeq names its product protein shisa-3 homolog. NCBI's taxonomy places the organism in Eukaryota, Metazoa, Chordata, Actinopteri, Salmoniformes, Salmonidae. The coding region runs from base 631 to 1497 and encodes 288 amino acids. The transcript is spliced from 2 exons. The record is from RefSeq and is a predicted model, not a curated record.